AUGUCAAAACACGCUGCUUUUGAAUUACACGAUUUAAGUAAAAAUAUAUUUGACAGUGUUAGAUUGAAGAUUGAAUCAGAUAAUUAUUCAAUAGCUGAUUCAGAUUCACCAUCAAAUUCUGAUUCCGAUUAUGGUGAUGAAACAAUGGAAGCUAAUGAAGUCUAUAAUGAUUUGUUCAACUUGAAUGAAGAAGAUCAAGAUGUAACAAAAAUACAAGGUGUUGAUGAGAUUAAAGUUAAUAGGAUGAAUUUUAAUGGUAUACGUAUAUUCGAAUCCAGCAUUGAAGAGUUCUUAUUUUCAGGUGCAAAUAAAUAA
This is a messenger RNA of Rotaria sp. Silwood2, 315 nucleotides long. Lineage: Eukaryota; Metazoa; Rotifera; Eurotatoria; Philodinida; Philodinidae. The record is from the annotation of a GenBank genome assembly.